This is a messenger RNA of Pseudomyrmex gracilis, 1611 nucleotides long. It is a transcript of the gene mrn, whose product is annotated as general transcription factor IIH subunit 4. Gene Ontology annotation, cellular component: transcription factor TFIIH holo complex; transcription factor TFIIH core complex. The transcript has 7 exons. The record is from RefSeq and is a predicted model, not a curated record. Gene Ontology annotation, biological process: nucleotide-excision repair. Bases 90 to 1493 code for a protein of 467 amino acids. Gene Ontology annotation, molecular function: ATPase activator activity; double-stranded DNA binding. NCBI's taxonomy places the organism in Eukaryota, Metazoa, Arthropoda, Insecta, Hymenoptera, Formicidae.
GAUAACAGCUGAGAUGCGGUCAUUCUCAGUCGUUUUUCUGUUUGUACGCUGUUGGAGCAGCGCGGUGAUAUUUUAUUUGAAGAUAUAAUAUGUCCGGUGUAAUUAGCGGCAAAAACUUAUUGCGGCCUAACAGCCUGCAAUGCAAGAACCUGCACGAGUAUUUGAAAUCGCGUUCCCACGACACUCUAAACAAAUUGUAUCACAAGCCGCCGAUAUGUCUGGCCGUGUUUCGCGAGUUGCCGGAAAUCGCCAAGCACUAUGUGAUGAGAUUGUUGUUCGUUGAACAACCGGUGCCACAAGCGGUGAUAGCGUCAUGGUGUUCGAAACUUUACUUCGAGGAGCAUCAGAAGGUGGUGCAGGUCUUGAACGAACUUUACGUGUGGAAGGAAGCGUCCAUACCCGGAGGAUUACCGGGAUGGAUACUGAACAACACGUUCAAAAAGAAUCUGAAGAUCGUGCUGUUGGGAGGCGGGAAACCGUGGACCAUGUCGAAUCAGCUGGAAACCGACAGCAAGCCGCGAGACGUAGCUUUCCUGGAUUCUUACGCGCUAGAGAGAUGGGAAUGUGUGUUGCACUAUAUGGUUGGUUCCCAGCAGCAAGAGGGUAUUUCUGCGGAUGCUGUGCGAAUUCUUUUGCAUGCUGGUUUAAUGAAGAGAGAUGAAGCCGAUGGAAGUCCAGUUAUCACACAAGCUGGUUUUCAGUUUUUGCUGUUAGAUACAGCUUCGCAAGUGUGGUAUUUUAUCCUGCAGUACCUUGACACAAUUGAAGCACGUGGUCUUGACUUAGCCGAGUGUCUCACCUUCUUGUUUCAAUUGAAUUUUUCUACCCUCGGUAAAGAUUACAGUACCGAAGGCAUGUCGGAGGGACUCUUGACGUUCUUGCAGCACUUGAGAGAAUUUGGACUGGUAUAUCAAAGAAAGCGCAAGGCAGGCAGGUUUUAUCCCACUCGACUAGCGUUAAAUAUCGCAACUGGCAAGAACAAGACUUUAACUAGAGAUACGGACAAAGAAGGUUACAUAGUUGUGGAAACGAAUUAUCGAGUGUACGCGUACACAAAUUCCAAUUUACAAGUAGCCUUACUUGGACUUUUCUGUGAAAUGUUGUACAGGUUUCCGGAUUUAGUUGUGUCAAUAUUAACAAGAGAUUCCGUAAGGCAAGCACUGAAGAGUGGAAUAACUGCGUCUCAAAUAGUAGGUUAUUUGCAGCAACACGCGCACGGUAAAAUGAUAGAAACAGGACUGCCGAUAUUACCGCCUACUGUAGUGGAUCAAAUCAAGCUUUGGGAGAACGAAAGAAAUAGGUUUAUAUUCAGUGAGGGAGUUUUGUACAGUCAGUUUCUAUCACAAACCGACUUCGAAGUUCUCAGAGACCAUGCGCUCUCAACUGGAGUAUUAAUCUGGCAAAGUGAAAGGAAAAGAACUAUGGUAGUCACCAAAGCGGGUCACGAUGACGUGAAGAAGUUCUGGAAACGAUACUCAAAAGGCGCGAGUUAAUAAUCGACUGUGGAAUCUAAUCAAAUUAGAUUAUAUCUUUCUACUCUUUGUUAUAUUUCUUAAUUUUUGAUAUUCCCCGCGAUUAUAAUUAAAAUAUCAAGUGCCUAAGAGAAAGGAA